GCGAGAGAGAGGAGGUGUGUGUGAGAGGAGGUGUGUGUGUGUGUGUGUGUGUGAGGGGGGUAGGAGGAGAGGGAGGACUCUGGUCGCAUUGUUCAGCUCCAUCCCACAUUACACCGCGCUACACCCGGUACUGAAAGUGACAGCUCCGCUCCCCGGCUCCAUCGCUGCUGCUUUACUGUGCUGUGCUCACACACACAUCUCAUCUCCAGGACCUCUCCAUUCCCGGCUAUGUCUUUCCAAGGCAAAAAGAACAUUUCCCGUGCUACGAGUGACAAGAUCAUUAUCAAAGGAGGGAAAAUUGUGAAUGAUGACCAGUCGUUCUAUGCUGACAUCUUUAUCGAGGAUGGGACCAUCAAGCAGAUUGGGGAGAACCUUAUCGUGCCCAGCGGGGUGAAGACUGUGGAUGCUUAUGGGCACAUUGUCAUCCCAGGUGGCGUCGAUGUGAACACCAGCUUCCUGACACCCUACCUGGGAAUGAUGCCCGCUGAUGACUUUUACCACGGCACAUGCGCUGCCCUGGCAGGAGGCACCACCAUGAUCAUUGACCAUGUUGUUCCUGAGCCUGGCAUCAGUUUGCUGACUGCUUAUGACCAGUGGAGGGAUACAGCAGAUAAGCGAUCAUGCUGUGAUUACUCGCUGCACAUGGACAUCACCCGCUGGCAUGAGGGAAUGUUUGAGGAGCUUGAAACUCUGGUCAAAGAUAAAGGUGUUAACUCCUUCCUGGUUUUCAUGGCUUAUAAGGACAGGUAUCAAAGCUCAGAUUCACAGAUGUAUGAGAUAUUCUCCAUUCUGAGAGAUUUGGGAGCAAUCGCUCAAGUACAUGCUGAGAAUGGGGACAUUAUUGAAGAGGAGCAGAAGAGGUUGUUGGAUCUGGGGAUCACAGGCCCUGAGGGACAUGUGCUAAGCCAUCCCGAGGAGGUGGAGACGGAGGCCGUGUAUCGAGCCAUCACCAUCGCUAAACAGGCCAACUGCCCUCUCUACAUCACCAAAGUGAUGAGUAAAGCCGCUGCUGAUGUCAUCGCCAAGGCCAGGAAAAAGGGCAUGGUUGUUUAUGGAGAGUCAAUUGCAGCUAGUCUUGGAACGGAUGGGUCACACUAUUGGAGCAAAAACUGGGCCAAAGCUGCUGCCUUUGUCAUGUCUCCACCUCUCAAUCCGGAUGUGGGAACCCCAGACUACCUCAAUUCCAUGCUGUCAUGUGGGGAUCUUCAGGUGACAGCCAGCGCUCACUGCACAUUCUCCACAGCCCAGAAAGCUGUAGGGAAAGACAACUUUACACUCAUUCCUGAAGGGACCAAUGGCAUCGAGGAACGCAUGAGUAUCAUCUGGGACAAGGCUGUGGCAACUGGUAAAAUGGACGAGAAUGAGUUUGUGGCAGUGACAAGCACAAAUGCAGCCAAGAUUUUCAACUUGUACCCUCGCAAGGGCAGAAUCGCAGUGGGCUCUGAUGCUGAUCUUGUCAUCUGGAACACCAAAGAGACCAAAACCUUUUCAGCCAAAACUCACAAUCUGACUGUAGAGAUGAAUAUCUUUGAGGGCAUGGAGUGCAAGGGCUUUCCCAUGGUUGUCAUCAGCCAAGGCAGUAUUGUUUUGGAGGAUGGCAAGUUGGAUGUGUUGGAGGGUUCAGGUCGCUUUGUCCCCAGGAAAGCCUUUCCAGACUACGUGUACAAGAGGAUCAAAGCCCGGAGCAGGAUGGCAGAGGCCCGUGGUGUUCCUCGAGGUAAUUACGAUGGUCCAGUCCAUGAUGUAAUCAGCAUGACCAAGUCUGUACCACCGACUCCUACCACCAGAGGGUCCUCCUGUCCAGGGAAGAGUGUGGUGGGGCCAGCUAGAAACCUGCACCAAUCAGGAUUCAGCCUGUCUGGAACUCAGAUGGAUGACCACAUCCCCAGGCGUACAGCACAGCGGAUCGUAGCACCCCCUGGAGGGAAAUCCAACAUCACAUCCCUUUCUUGAGGUGCUUCCACUAAAGGAAAACAUGCAAAUAUCCACAAUUGGCUUCCAGUUUAUUAUAUACCAAUAAUAUCAUGCAAGCAACAUUUUAUUCACAACCUUUCUACAACUUCUCUGCUUCCCAUCUGCAAAGCCCAUAGUGCAGCAUGAAACAUUUUCCAGAAUGUGCAGAGUCCACAUCCUAUUUGUCCUAUUCUGCUUUCACAUACAAGUAGCACUCAUAAUGUGAUGGAGAUGAAUAGUCAAUGAUUGUAAUGUCUGUAUUAUGCUGGAGGGAUGACAUCCUAUGUUGCCUUUGAACCAGUGCUUUUCCUGUCAGAUGUGUUUUGGUUUGAGACUGGAUUUUUCAAGAGGGACUCUGUGUCCAUGUCUGUACUUUGAGCAAGCUACUUAUAGAUGGUCUUAGCUUUGUAAUAAAAAUAGAGUUGGUGUAGUUAAGUGUGUAGGUUAGUAGAGUAAUAAAGAGCCAACAGGCCAGUGGUUGAGUGUUAAAUAUCCAAGGCCUUAUCUUUCAAAGAAAGGAACAUGUAAGAAACAGUGGACUAUAAUGUAUUACAGGUGAAAAGUCAUUGCCUUCCUUCCAUUGGCAUCAAUUCUGUCAUUACAGUGUUUCUAAUGUGAAACAUUUGGUGCUCUUUAACAUGCUACUGUGAAGAACAGAACACUUUCUAGCCCUUACUGUCUAGCCUCCUUUAAUGUAAACCUCUCAUUUUUACUUUUCAAAGGGCCUCAAUUAUAAACGGCCAUUUUUAUAGCCAAACUACACAGACCUUAUUAGCCAGAAACGUUCGUAUUUUUUUAUUUGUGUUAAAAAUGAGCUGAUUUACAAAUCAGUGAUGCUCCGAUGAAAGGAAGCCAGUCAAUAAAUUAUUGUUUUCUACUUUUUUCUGUGUUCAGUCUGUAAAUAUGUUCUAUGUUCUUAACUGUGCAUGUUUGACAUGUUCAACCUUCAAUAAACAGGUUUUUAGGGGAAAUUCAUUUCUUAUUAUUUAAUGGAUAAUAAAUACAGACGCUGAAGUGUUUUGAUGUUUGAACCUCUGCCGAAUAUAAGCCAUGAUAUCAGUGUAGUGGGUUUGUUACAUUUAAUUGAAAUACGCGAGACAGAACAUAUUCCAAGCACAGAUCUGUUAAAGGAGCCGACAGUGAUGGAAGUGUCAAGACUGAAUUUUCAUUAGUUGACAAGAAACAAGUGCAAGUCAGCCAAGUGCUUAAGUGCUCUUGAAAGAACUGAGUCCUCAGAUUACUGGCAAAAAAAAAAAAAGAGUGAGAACACAACAUGGUAUCACAGCUGAAAAUGGCUAACAAUAUACUUAUUUUGUAUGAAAAGCUAUGAAGCAAAUUGAUGAGAGUUGGAGUCGGGUCAACAUUUGCAACUGUGACUACAACUUCAUUCAUGUGCACAAAAUCCACACUUUGUUUUUUUUUUUAAGUGCUCUGAAAACAUUCCUUCAAAUGCAACAAUCUGUAGCAUCAAUAACAGUACCGGUGAAAAUCUCCAGUGUUCAGUUAAAUCCAAAAGACUCAGAUGAACACAUUAAGUGUUAAGUCAACACCAAAGCAUUUACUGUCUAUUGUUACUAAUAUGCAGUUUUUCCUGCCUUUUCUCAGAUCACUUAAAACACUACAGACAAUUAUUUACGGACUUCAAUCUUUACAUGCUUACAGUGUU
This is a messenger RNA of Ictalurus punctatus (channel catfish), 3619 nucleotides long. It is a transcript of the gene dpysl4, whose product is annotated as dihydropyrimidinase like 4. NCBI's taxonomy places the organism in Eukaryota, Metazoa, Chordata, Actinopteri, Siluriformes, Ictaluridae. The transcript is spliced from 14 exons. The record is from RefSeq and is a predicted model, not a curated record. Gene Ontology annotation, cellular component: cytosol; cytoplasm. The coding region runs from base 229 to 1953 and encodes 574 amino acids. Gene Ontology annotation, molecular function: hydrolase activity, acting on carbon-nitrogen (but not peptide) bonds, in cyclic amides.